AUGCAAUACCGUAUCGCAGUUUUCUUUGCUGUGGCAGCCGUCGCUGUCCCUCUUGGUCUGAACACAGACGGAAACGCUGUUCAGCCUCGCUCUGAUGAGAACUCUAACGGAGACGUCGGCCUGGGUCUUAACCUCCUGAGCAACGGCGAUUCCACUGGUGUUAAAAACGCCAAACGUGAUGAUGAAGACUUGAUUACCGAUUAUGCUAACCUGGCUUCCGAUAUUGCCAAGGACUUUGCAAAGCGCGGCAGCGAGGACUCCGCUGGAGACGUGGGCUUAGGCCUCAACCUCCUCAGUAACGGCGAUUCCACCGGUGUCAGGAACGCUAGACGUUCCGAAGAUAGCGACGCUUCUCUAGUUGGUCCUAUUGACGCCGACCUUCCAGUUAAAGUCGGUGUGUAG
Molecule: messenger RNA, 402 nt
Organism: Penicillium malachiteum
Lineage: Eukaryota; Fungi; Ascomycota; Eurotiomycetes; Eurotiales; Aspergillaceae
Exons: 1
Coding region: 1-402 (133 amino acids)
Source: RefSeq, a predicted model, not a curated record